Arabis nemorensis is the source of this 876-nucleotide messenger RNA. The record is from the annotation of a GenBank genome assembly. Lineage: Eukaryota; Viridiplantae; Streptophyta; Magnoliopsida; Brassicales; Brassicaceae.
AUGGGAGCGAAUAUCUCAGGUGGGUUGCCGGAAUUUGAUCGGAACGGUGAAGGUUACUCGAGGAAAUCCAGAUUGGUUGAUUUACCGGAGAAUUGUGUUGCGUUGAUUAUGAUGCGGCUUGAUCCACCGGAGAUUUGCCGGCUUGCUCGUCUCAACAGGGUAUUCCGACGAGCUUCCUCUGCAGAUUUCAUUUGGGAAUCGAAGUUGCCUUCGAAUCAUCGGGUGAUUGCAGAGAAGGUGUUCGAUGAAAUUACUCUGAGGAAAAUGAUUAAGAAAGAUCUUUAUGCGAAGCUUACAAGGCCCAAUCUAUUCGAUGGUGGUAUAAAGGAAUUGUGGAUAGAUAAGAACACGGGUCGUCUUUGUGUAUCCAUUUCUUCGAAGGCACUAAGGAUUACUGGUAUUGAUGAUCGGAGAUACUGGAGUCAUAUACCAACCGAUGAAUCCAGGUUCCAUUCAGUUGCAUAUGUUCAACAAAUAUGGUGGUUUGAAGUAGGAGGAGAGUUUGAGAUCCAAUUUCCAUCUGGAGCAUACAGUCUAUUCUUCCGUAUCCAGCUCGGUAAAACAUCGAAGAGGCUCGGACGGAGAAUCUGCAACUCGGAACACAUUCACGGAUGGGACAUUAAACCGGUGAGGUUUCAGCUUGCAACUUCAGACAACCAACAAGCUGUUUCACUGUGUUAUCUAGACAACAACAACCUUGGAAACUGGAGUCACUAUCACGUCGGAGAUUUCAAAGUGGUAAAUCCAGAUAUAUCAACAGGAAUCAAAUUCUCGAUGACUCAGAUCGAUUGCACUCAUACGAAAGGUGGGUUAUGCAUAGACUCUGUUCUUAUAUUACCCAAAGAAAGUGCAAAAGAAACCAUUGGAUCAGACUAG